CUAAAGUAAAUCCUUCCGACGCUAAGGGAAGCUGAAAGAUUUUGAAGAUCCAAUUUCGAAGCGGUGAACUUGCGGUCUGCAUUUCAACCAGGCAGAAUUCCAUCAACCUCAACCCCGCGACGACACUCACGAUGGGCCGCAAACCAAACGCCUUAAUCCUCCAGCACUUUGAGCGCGGCGCGAAGCUCAAUGACAGCAGCAAUCGUUACGAGCAUACAUGCAAAGCAUGCGGUGAAAAAUUUCCCAAAGGACGAAUCGAUAGUCUCUCGAACCAUCUUACGAAGAAAUGUCCUGCUCUUUCCACGCAAGAUCGGCAGAAGGCCGCUCUCGAGCUCAACAACUUGCCUCACUUGCCAGAGAAUGCGCGCGGCGAGAUGCUCAUGAAAGGUCAAACAAUGGAGCUGCCUAUCGGUCAUCAGAGCCAAGAAAACUGGUCUGCUCUAUCCGUCCUGGCAGAAGUCUCGAGGCAAAUUGACUCGAAGGAGAAGCACGAUGAUCGCUCAGUCCAUAAUCAGAGUACUGCUGGUGGCAGAUCUUCAGAACCGCCUCGCAGCACAAGACUUGAACUUCAGGAACACUACACUCCAGAGAAUCCUCCCGUCAGUUACGAGCAAAGAGUUCAGCGAGAUAAGAAGUCAUUCGGCCAAAAGCUGCGACGGGAGAGCGAGAGCUCAGCGAAUAAUGCCAACUUCAGCUCGAACUUGAAUAAAUCCAGAUCCGCGUCUCCUAAUUUAGCAAUGGCUACCACUGCGACAAAUAUGGCUGCGGCGGCAGCUCGCUUCGUUCCAUCAAUGGUUGACCCUCAGCUCCUUGCAGAUGAUGCGAAUGUACAGUCUAGCUUACCGGCAAAGACAAUUGAACAAGCUCUUAGUGAGGCUAAUGUGUCAUUUGCUGAGAAUAUGUUCAAUGGUGGUCAAGACCAGCAAUUGCAAUGGCCCAUGCUGGAUGGAUCGGGUGUCAACCACUUCCAGGAGGGCGGUCAUCUUGAACAUGCCAUGGAACAGUCUGAGCCGCAACGAGCUAUCAUAUUCACCCCUAUUGCUGCAUCUGUGGCAAUGCACCCAGGUUCGCAGGUACCAAUGACCACACAAUUCAGUGCAGAGUUUGGUAAUGGCCAGAAGGCGCCUAAGCAGAAAGGUCGAGUCAAGUUCUCUGGGGUUCGACGCAAGGAAGUUUCCAAAGUUCGAUCCAUCGGAGCUUGUCUUCGGUGCAGAAUGUUGAAGAAACCAUGCUCAGACGGAACGCCUUGCACAACAUGCAAGAGUGUUGAGAGUGCUCGACUAUGGAAGCAACCUUGUGUCCGUACUCGCCUGGCAGACGAGCUAGAGAUGUACUCGGCUGGUCUCCACGUUGUACUAGCACAUCAACAAAUCACAAAUGCCAAGACACAAAUCACUUUUCAACCCUCCGCACAUCAGAUCGAAGCCUCGCAUUACCCAGAAACAACUGUGUUCGCCACCUUCAACGCACUGGAAGGACAUCAGACACCUGCGCAAGGAAGCAUCGAUCCCAAUCUCAGUAGCGAUUUCAGCGUCCAUGACCUUCACAUCCUCGAUCACGAGAAUGACGACCUUCCUAUGAAGCUCGAAGCGUACAUGAAGCGCAUUGCUAAUGUCUUCAUCGAGCGCGAAGCUUCUCACUUCAUGAAUGUUACACUCAAUACAGCCCAGAGAUUGGCCGUCGACGAUCCACUUCUGGGACAAGCCUUGGAAUUGUGGUCAGUCGUCCAGAUGCUUGUUGAUCACAAUCCCAGAUGGACGAUCUCCGAGCGGGUCAAUAUCGACGCACAAGCUGGGCAGGGUCCAACCGUCAAUGUUCCUAGCUAUGACCUACUUGUGUCUCAACUUAAUGCCGCAGCCGAGAAAAAGGCAUCAACGCUCUGCAAAGAGGUGUUGAGUGUUCUGGAGCGCCGUCUACUAGCCCGAUCGGCAUCUUCGAAAUUCGAUACUUUUCUCAUUGCCCUUAUCGUGCUGAACUGUGUCGAGAAGUCGACCUGGCUAUUCAAAUCUUGGGAGCAAGACCACUUUAAAGCCCGCUGGCCCCUGGACAAGAUUCCCAACUUCUAUGCCACACAGGGAGAGAAGCUCACUAAUCUGUUGCAAAUGCUUCUGCACAUGCGACAAGUUAUACCCAAGACAUACGUUAAUCCUGACGGUAUCAUUGCCACGGAUCUUGAUCCAAUCACAAAGGAGUACUUCAAUCAGUUACAGUUGAACUAUGUCGAAGUUCUGAAUAAGCAAGCAAAUCAUACCUUCCAUACUUCCAAUACUCACUGCUAUGAGCUACGCUUCUGCUCGCAGCUUCUUCUUCCCACUAAGUAGUCCUUCAACGCAACUACCCAUCUUUUCUUUUCUUGUAUACCUUCUGUCUGCCUGGCAAUGUGGCACGAGAUAUGUGAUAUGAUCGGCGAGCGCUACACUGACAUUGAGCCAUCUGCAUGGCAUUGCGUCGGAGCAUAUGAUGUAUUGCGGUACUUGCGCUUGCAUUCAGUGGUCAAGGCUUGGCUUUGUGCAUGUUCAUUGGAUUUUGGAAGUUUUGUUCUGCUUUAGCAAGGUGUCCUUGGAGUACAAGUUACUUUUAAUGUAGAAAUUGGGCAGGUCACAGGGGUUUCGAGACCUACGAUAAACUUCGAAAACACCUCCUACUUUUUUCAUUGCUGCGUGGCUGUUUCGGUUCCAUUGAUUGUGGCAUAUCACCCAUAGGGGGACCUAUCAGAGAAGCCUACAAAACUUCCUUGUAUGCUACAGAGAUCAUGAUGGAAUUGAUAUAUGAUUUAAUGAUAUGAUUAUCAAAUCGUUGAUUUGUGCAAGGAUCCUAAUCAUGCUUUUGUGAUGUAAUUCUAGAUGUUGUUGACC
Messenger RNA from Cadophora gregata, 2855 nucleotides. RefSeq lists its product as uncharacterized. Bases 132 to 2321 code for a protein of 729 amino acids. Lineage: Eukaryota; Fungi; Ascomycota; Leotiomycetes; Helotiales; Ploettnerulaceae. The transcript is spliced from 3 exons. The record is from RefSeq and is a predicted model, not a curated record.